UCUCCAGGAGAAGCAGAGGAAGAGGAGACGAAAGGAAAAGGAAAGGGAAGGAAAAGCAAAGCAAAGCAAAGCAGGACACACACACACCAUCGCUCCUUUCUCCUUUCUCUCUGUCUCUGACUCUCUCUCUCGUGAGUGUGUGUGUGCGAUGCCCCGCAUCCAGCAAUUCCUUGCCCACUGAUCAGACGCCCGCGUAUCUGCCACCUGCUUCCCUUCUACUCCCACCGUUCUUUCGUAUCAAACGUCGUUCAGAAUCGUGUGGAUACAGAUUUCUCAAGGACGGGAAUUGAAGCGGGUAUGGCGAAUCGAAUGUCAUCGAGCAGGGACUCCUGAAGAUGGCAACAUUAUUUACGUGAGAAAUGGUGAGCAGUUACGAGAGAGCACCUCCAUUUUCUAGUCUGGAAAAAAAUCCAACCCAUGGGGGUUGAGUCUGUGGAGGUGGAGGCAGCACCCUAUGGUCCUAGGCGGUUCCCCCAUCUCGCGGACCACAUCAACCAACAGUCGCCAGGGUCAUCUGCAGAGGGUCUGGAAUCAAAGGGACUGAGGUUUUGUGCAGAUGCAAAUCGCAUGGGCCCUUAUGUCUUUGGGUCACAAAUGGCUACACAAGCUGCGGAGAGGUCCAAGUCUGAAGCCACUCACACAUCUUCUCAGAACAAUACUGACAAGUUUAGAUUUGGUGGAUUUUCUGCGACCUCCUCUUUUUCCACCUCGGACGCAGGUGGUGUGAAUCGCACCGUUCCUCUUUCGGAGUAUUUGGCGUUUCGUAGCAGGAGCGGAAAAAGUAGUGGCAAGCAGACGCCUGCGGUAUUCAAGGAUUCCACACCUGCCACCUCUUCUUCGUUUUCAACUUUCAACAUCUGCGGUGGAGCUACGGUUUUCAAUGGCUCCAGUAAUCCGGCUCCCAGUUUAUUCUCGAAUUCCUUUCCGAAGGUAGUUAGUAGUGGUUCUUCUCUUGUGGCUGACGCGCGGGAGUCUUCAGCUUCCUCUCAGGAUUCUAAGUAUGCUACUUCUAGCUUCUCGACUUUUCCGGUAGGCUUAAAACCGAAUGCAGCAAGCAGUUAUUCCGGUCCUUUUGUAUUUACUGCUGGCGCCCAGCAUACAAGAUCCGUGAAACUUGAAACCCAGACAAAUGUUCCCCCAGACCGUCUAUUUUCAGGAUCAACUAGACCUGCAUCUCAGUCCAAUAUUCCUACGGAUAGCUUAUUUUCGGGAAUCCCUAGACCUGGUGCCCAGUCAAAUGUUUCUUCAGAUAGUACACUCUCAGGGUCUUUGAGGCCCGGACUUUUCUCGAGCGUAUCGAAGGAUAUAUCGUUCUCAGGUCCAUCCCAAUCUACUGAACAAUCCAAUACUACUGUCGACAGUUUUUUCUCGGCCUCGGCCAGGCCUUCAACUCAAGCGAGUAGUUCAACAGAACCUUCAUUAAUGGGAUCAUCGAUUUCUAAUUCUCAACCCAAGUUUGUAUUUGGGAUGCCAUCCACUGGCCUAGCUAAGCCUACGACACAAGCAGAUAUUCCUUUUGAGGAAUUGUUGGCUGCCAACUCUGCAGCGGGUGUGGGUGGGGGGUUAAAAGCCGUCUCUCAAAUAAACAGGUUUGCCAACAUUGAGCAAAAUGUUCCCGUGGACAUUUUUCGGAAGCUCAAUCAUUUGGAUAUUGAUAAGGGCUCUGGUCUUCUUCCGAAAUUGGAAAAGUUAGACCUCAACAAAGGAGGAGACAAGAUAGUCAAACCUACUGCUGUUGUUCUUGAAAGUGGAAUUAAUCAAAAAUUGAAGAAGUUGGAUAUUGACAAGGGAGAAGGCCUUCAAAAGAAAUUGGAAAAUCUCAACGUGAGCAAAGUAGGUAAAAAUGCCCCUUCAAAGCCAAGUGCAUUUGUAUUUGGUAGCCCAAGUACAAGUGGUCCAAGUACAAGUACGCCUGAAGUCAGGACUCCAAGUGGUGCUCCGUUUGUGUUUGGUGCAGCAACAGAUACUCAAGCUCGAGCAAGCAAUGUUCCUGCAAGCAAAGACAACGAUUCUCCGCAGAUUCCACCGGCACCCAAUCUCACAUCUGCGUUCAAAUUCAGUUCAGAAGGGGAGGUUAAGCCCCCAGUCUCGAAGUUGAAGAAAGACAAGUUUCAGCAUCGGUCUUUACGGCCAGGUCAGAGAUCAUGUUUUAAAGGAAAGAGAAGUUCAUCCACAAACUCCAGUGCGAGAUCAGAGGCAGCGAGUCCAAGCCCGAGCAGAGAGAGUGUAUCAAUGGAUAUUUCGCCUGAAAGCACUAAUGAGACGUCUACCAGCUCUCACUCAGGUUAUCCUACUCCCAACAAGUCGCUAGUUCCAGAAUAUGACGAUGGAGAUAGUGACGAGGAUAGUGGUGGGACCGCGGAUUUAAAUUCAAUGAAUGAGUUGGAAGCCUCUAUAUCGAAACUCAGAGCAGCAGUUUCCGAGCUAAAAUUUGGCGCCGAAUCAAAUCGAUCAAAGGAGACCUCAAGCUCUGCUCCUUUUCCUAAUGUGGCGGCAAAUGAUUCCUGGUCAAGUGGGAAGAUCACCGACGAUGUGUCAAGCUCUACAAGUUACGGUGCAAAUUGGAAGAGAACACCUUUCACUGACACUCAGUCUGUAGAUAGGACUGAACGGGAUAAUGGAACAGCUGAACAAGGUGAGACCACAGGUAGUGCGAAUGAGAGAGACGACAUAAGAGGUUCAGGUGCUGAUAGGAAUGAAGGUGGCACUGAAACUAGCAGUGGUCAAGAAAGUUCAUGUUGCACGGAUGAAGGCCAACCUAGGACUGGAAGUGAGGGAAAGGGAGGUCAUUUUACAUUCACGGCUAGCCCAACAGGAAUGUCCACUUCUAAUCUUUUGCGCCGACGUACACGGAAGGUCCAGAGGAAUGUCGGAAGGUUGUCGCAGGCUGAGAAAGCUUCUAUACCAGCUUUGCAACCAGAUAGAGGCACCUCUAGGCCUUCAUCUACCGUUAAGCCGGGCACUUGGUCUAGUGCUGCCCCUAUUACUGGAUUGGCAGGACCAGCCUGGGGAGGCUCAGGUUUGGGAGGGUCGGGUUAUGGGGAAGGAGUGAACACCUCAGGAGGUAUGGGUGCUGCUGCAGCUGCUGAACAGGUCUGUGAAAGGUGGAGGUUAAGGGGAAACCAGGCUUAUGCUAAAGGAGAUUUUGUUAAAGCAGAGGAAUUCUACUCUCUUGGUGCCGGGAGUGUCUCGCCACAUGAAACUUCGCAGAGUUGCUUACGGGCAUCAGUGCUUUGUUACAGCAACAGAGCCGCGACCAGAAUGGUUGUAGGACGUAUGAGGGAGGCCUUGGCGGAUUGUAUGCACGCAAUGGCAGUGGAUCCCUCUUUUAUCCGUGUGCACUUACGAGCAGCUAGUUGUCAUCUUGCUCUCGGGGAGACUGAGCUAGCUGCGUCAGCAUUCAAGGAGUGCUUGAAACAAGCCAAACAAGCCAGUAAGCUGGAUUCGAAGGUUUUAGCGGAUGCGUCUGAUGGCCUGAAGAAAGCCCAACAAGUAGCGGAGUACAGUUGUCAGGCGAGAAAACUUGUCCUCAACAAUUCCUCGAAUGAUUCAGUCACAGCAUUGCGGCUCCUCAAUGAGGCCCUUCUCUGCAGCCCCCAGUCCGAGUGGUUACUCGAGCUUAAGGCGUACUUACUUAUCUCCCUACAAAGAUAUACGGAAGCAGUCCAAGUAUGCGAACAGAGCUUGGAUUUGGCUGAGCAGAAUUUUGCCGCUUCGGAAGGUGUCAAUAACAGGUUAGAAAAUUCUCCUCUAGGUUGGAGGCGAAGGAUAACUGCUAAGGCCAACUUUCACCUUGGGAAACUGGAGGAGUCCUUGGAGCAGUUGCAACAGCUACAAGAAGGACCCUCUUCCAUGUUUCCCCCAGAUCCUGACUCACCUGGAGCAUUGUCUGCGGGCAUGGCUCUGCCUUCUACGGCAGUUAUUCGAGACCUUCUGCGUCAUAAGCUGGAAGGCAACAAAGCUUUCCAAGCAGGGAAGUAUACAGAAGCUUUGGAGCAUUAUACUGCUGCUCUAGCCCGAAAUGGUGAGUCACGUCCAUUUUGUGCCGUGUGUCUGUGCAAUCGGGCAGCUGCUUCCCAGGCCCUAGGUCACAUUGCAGAUGCCAUAGCCGACUGUAGUCGAGCUAUUGUCCUAGAUCCUCGGUAUGCGAAGGCCAUUUCACGCAGGGCAUCUUUGCACGAAAAAGUAAGGGAUUAUGGGCAGUCUUGUAGUGACCUCGGUAGGCUCAUAGCAAUAUAUGAAAGGCAGCAGCCCCAAACGCCCGGUUUAAAAUCUACGAAGGGAGAUGGUUCGGCUGGGACAACGACUUCUGUUGUGGAGGAAUUGCAGCUAGCCAAAGAGAGGCUUUCGAAAGCAGAAGAGGAGAUGAAGAAGGGGUAUCCACUUGAUCACUAUUGCAUAUUGGGAUUAGAGCUGGGUUGCUCAGGUAGUGAGAUAAAGAAAGCGUACAGGAAGGCUGCGCUACGACAUCAUCCAGACAAGGCCGGUCAAUUUUUAAUGCGUAGUGGAGACACUGGAGAUGACCCUUCGAAGGACGCUAUGGAUGAAACUAUUCGAAAAGAAGGGGAGAGGUUAAUUGAAGAAAUUCGCAAGGAUUCAGAACAGCUGUUUAAGCUCAUUGGGGAGGCUUAUGCAGUUCUUUCUGACCCAGCCAAACGGGCACGAUACGAUUCUGAAGAAGAGUUGAGGAAGCUCAGAACUAGGUCAAGUGAUCUCGCAAAGAACGUUUACAGUGACAGGAGACAUUCUCGAGCAAGUGACGGAGUCAAUGUGAAUAAGGGAUGGAGUAGCUCUAGUUCUGGAGGCGACUCUGGGAGUCAGUCACGAGCAAGUCGACAACGUGAUCGGUGGGAGGGUUUUAACUAUCAAAGGUGGCACCCUGGACCAGAUGCAGCACAGCCAGACGUGUAUGCCCGAAGGGGCCGGCCCACGGGCUCAUCGUAUGGCUCAUCUCACAGGAGCACUUCCUGGCGAUGGGAAGAAUAUCCAUGGGAUGAAGUUUAGUAGAUUUUGUUUGCUUCGUUUGUCUUGUGAAAGAACACAAAAUAAGCAUAGACUUGUCUUCUGCAAUCUGAGCACCAGUUGUGGUCUUGUCAACAGAGUUGCAGUAGGUAGUGUUAUUUUUUUUUUCUUUUUGUAGAAUCUGACUCUUCCGACAUCGGACUUAGUUCACAGAGUUUGUUUUCCACAAAAGUCUAUCUUAAAAUGUCAUAGGCUUUUUAUGCAUUACUAGGUCUUUUUCUCAAACUUCCUUCUACACAAGCAAAGCCUUGUAUUACUUUGUGAUGAUUAUGCAGGGUGUUUAGUCACUCUUCACCCAGCCAUUGAAAAGUAUUAAAUUAUUCGUGUUCUGGCCCGAACUAGGGCUUCGGUUUUUGA
Messenger RNA from Physcomitrium patens, 5379 nucleotides. RefSeq lists its product as uncharacterized. NCBI's taxonomy places the organism in Eukaryota, Viridiplantae, Streptophyta, Bryopsida, Funariales, Funariaceae. Gene Ontology annotation, molecular function: protein binding. The record is from RefSeq and is a predicted model, not a curated record.